AUGACACAACCCACCGAAGAAGACACGCGCAACACGGUACCAUCACCACAACAACAACUAACUACAGUCGCCGAAAAGACACUACCAUCAAAAUGCAAAAAUGGCUCAUUACUCACAUAUUGUCCGACUAUGGACUUGAUUGCUCUCGCGAGCGAGGAUGAGCAGUUACAUGUUUUUCGACUCAAUGGGCAGGAAGUGCUAAGUGCUGAUUUGGCGGGGGAUCCGUAUUUGGAUGAAGUCAAGGGUGAGAUUAGAGGGAUUAGGUGGAAGAAUGAUGGUCGCUUGUUAGCAGUCGCUGAUGCCGAGAAUAAACUCCGCAUUAUAAGUUCCUACACCGGCAAAACAGUGCAUCAUUUCUCGUGUCUACCACAUGAUCAGGAACAAUAUUCUUCAUCAAGUCCCGAAAAUUCCAACAAGGAUGCUAAAAAUAUCCGAAUUACGUGUAUUGGUUGGGGCGUUAAUUUCACAGAUAGCAAAGCAGCUCAAAGCCAUCUUCGAGAGGGCAAUGGUCAAAUUUCCGUUGAGGAUUUGUUGGCUCCUGAUACAGAUCCUGUGAAAGCGGCGUUGCAGCUUAAAGCGGAUUUGCCGCGUGAAUUGGCAUUGCUGGAUGUUGAGAGUUCGUUGCCAAGGUUGAGUACGCUGCCGGGGAGUGGGAGCGAUGAGGAUUUGUUUAGCACUCGGGUGUCAAUUGAUGCUAUUUUCCAGUCUUUUAACAGAAUCUCAAGCGACGCUGUGGAUGUUCUAUUUGUGGGUUUGAACGAUGGCAGGGCUCAUCUUCGGAUUUUUGACUGUUUCGAGAUUGGAAAUUUCUCAAUAACGGCAAACAAGGCACAGGCAUCGACUCAGGUUGAGACAUUGGUGCACACAUCGCAUCCAAUGAGUUCAACACAUGCAAUCAUAAUGUCCGAGAAAACAAAAGAUGCCCCUAAUCCGACUCUGAAAGUCAUUUCACUCGACUUACGCUUCAUCACGAAAUCAGGACGCUACUUAUCACUUCUAGCUUUUAAGAUCACACAAUUACAGAAUUUGUUAAGAUAUAUAAACCAGACGCAGCGACAAAUUGCGCUCGAGUGGAAGAAUGUCUAUGAAUUGCCUGCUCGGUUUAUGAGAAGUGUUGCCGAUGAGUUGCAAGAGAAGUGCCAUUGUGAUUUUGUCACUGCUUUGUACCAUUUGGUUGUUACGGGGAAUUGUUUUCCGCCGGUCAAGGAUUUUUUGGUGGAUAUUGUUGGUGAAAGGGGUCAUAAACGAUGGGAAAAGACAGUGUCUUCAGGAUAUGAGAACGUCCGGAGAUUGACACAUGAAUGUCUACUGCCUGCUCUAGAGAGAUGUGAGGUCCUUCUCAGUCGGCUGAUCGGUAUAUCAAAAUUCCACAAACUCAACCAUAUUCUUGGCCUCGAGACUAGAGAUCUCCAUGAGGUUAUUGAGACGCUUGAUUGUCUUCAUCUUCUGUCCCAUUCAAUCCUGACGAAGACCACCCGCGAAAUGCAUCAGUUCAUGGAGUUUGCCAGAUGGCUUCGCCAUGAAAUUGAUAUUCAGACUGCCGAACCCAUGUCUCAAACGCUGGAAGAAUUGUUAGAGAAGAGUGACUUGAUCGACCACGCCGCGACGCUGGAUUAUAUAGAGGGUGCACUUACCAAGAGCUCUCUUCGUCGAUACAUCUCUUCUACUCCAAGCCCAGCUCCAGUAGCGGGGAGCGAUUCACAGAAGAGUGUCGCGGAUGGAGAGAGAUUUUCAUUCUACCAGACAUUCAGAAACACCUUAGCUGCUGAAGAGGAUGAAAAAGGAGACUGUAACAGCGGAAACAAGAAUGAACUGUCUCGGCCUGCUCCUCCGCAGCUGAAUGAUCUCAUCGCUCGACUUGGGUCUCAAUGUGGGAAGGUAUUUGACAAGAUUGCUCUGGCGCAGAGACGCAGUAUUCUUCAUCAUUGUCUGUUGGUGCUACAUCCGGAUUGUGAUUCGAACGUGAUUGAUACGAUCAUGCAAUAUGAAAACUUCAAUGAGGAAGAGUAUGCAAUUUAUGUGACUUCGAGGUUGAGAAGUGCGCCGAAUACACUUCUCAUAUACAAAAUAACGAUACAAUGUACAAAUGGGGUGAGCUCAACAAAGAACAUCUCCGUGGCUUCUAUGCGCCUGUCUAAGGGAGAGAUCAAACAAGCUCAAUUUGUCGACGAUGGGACUAUUAUGUUGCUAUAUGCGAACAAAGAUCGGUCAUAUCUCCUCAACUUCUAUAUCUCUACUUCCUCGUCCGACGCCGAUGAAACCGAAUCCUUCCCACAAUAUACUACUACAACAGAUCUUCAAUCCCUUCCAACCCCAUUCGAUCUUGAUAUCUUCGGUCAUCAUGCAGAUAUCAUAAUACACACAUUCCCAACCUUCGGUCCCAAAUCGAAACCGAUCAGAAUGAAUGUCAACGGGCGAAAAGAGAGAAGAGCUGCCUGUAUCCUUUCGGCUGAUAUGAUGCGUUAUGAGGUUCUGGAUAUUGAUCAUCCGGUCGAGAGUGACUCUGAGGAUUGA
This is a messenger RNA of Talaromyces stipitatus ATCC 10500, 2514 nucleotides long. RefSeq names its product anaphase-promoting complex component Cut20/Apc4, putative. Gene Ontology annotation, biological process: positive regulation of mitotic metaphase/anaphase transition; anaphase-promoting complex-dependent catabolic process; protein K11-linked ubiquitination. Gene Ontology annotation, molecular function: protein binding. The coding region runs from base 1 to 2514 and encodes 837 amino acids. NCBI's taxonomy places the organism in Eukaryota, Fungi, Ascomycota, Eurotiomycetes, Eurotiales, Trichocomaceae. The transcript is spliced from 6 exons. Gene Ontology annotation, cellular component: anaphase-promoting complex; nuclear periphery. The record is from RefSeq and is a predicted model, not a curated record.